Molecule: messenger RNA, 121 nt
Organism: Dentiscutata erythropus
Lineage: Eukaryota; Fungi; Glomeromycota; Glomeromycetes; Diversisporales; Gigasporaceae
Source: the annotation of a GenBank genome assembly
CAAACGAAUUAAAGAAAGUAAGCCAACCCCAGCAAGCAGGGAAGGCACAAAAGAAAAGAAAAAGCGUGAACCCAGCCAACGCACAUUAUUAGGAGAAAUGAUAGGGCACAAAAAGGCCAGA